CACAAUUCAACACUACCCCAACCCCUCUCUCUCUCUCUCUCUCUCUCUCUGUCUCUCUCCCAAAAAGUCACAGACCCACUUCUCUCUUUAUAAAAACUCAAACACCAACCUCAUAAAGUGACCAAAAAAUCAACUGGGUAUGCAUGUUUUUCAACAAAGAGAAAUGGGUCUUUGAGUUUUUAGAGAAAUGUUGAGCCCUCAGAGAGAGAGAGGAAUGGGGUCUGAGCCAGAGAACGAACCAAGCUCCGCACCAAAACUCUCUUUGUUCUCACUUCCAAGCAAGCCACAGCCUCCCCCAGGAAUACUGCUAACACCACCUCCGUGCGGAACCACAGCUUCGGUUCCAUUCCAGUGGGAGGAAGCACCAGGCAAGCCAAGGGCAUGCACCACCACCACCGAAUCGAAGCCCAGGAGUGCAAGACCCUUGGAACUGCCUCCGAGGUUGUUAUGUGAGAUUAAAACUACCGACCAGCUGCACUCCCCAACCACUGUCUUGGACGGGCCUUACUUGGGCCCGUCUCUCUCUCACAGGUUUUCUUCCUUCACAAUCUCAGAGGCUGGUCUGGGGAAGAGAGUGGCUAAGGAGAAAGGGCUAGAAUUUGCGUCCAUGAGGUGGGGGAGUUUCAGGAAGACUAAGAAUGUUCUUGAGGCUACUUUCGACUUUGCAUCUUCAGUUGUUGGCGGCGGCGGCGGCGGUGGAGACACGACGGUGAAGAUCACAAGGGUUAGGAGGAGAGGGAGCUUUUUGAGACUCUCUCACUCAAAGUCACAUUUUUUGGCAGGCAUUUAUGAAAACUUUAAGCAAGCGGUCCCAUGGAGACGCAGGCAAGAAAAAAGGCUAGGAAAGACGGCGACGUGAUUUAUUGCCACCCUCCCAUCUCCGGAGUCAUGCUGCCGUUGCCAUAUGGUGCUCGAUCUAAUUAAUUUCUAUUUCGAAAUCUUGUAUAGUUAAAAAAUAAUUCAAUAAUAUGUCUAAUACUUAAUUUAUGUGAUGAUGCACCAAUUAAUUAGUGCAUUAUUCUACAUAAAAAGUAACAUUUAUUGCUACCAAAUUGCUCUUUGUGUCGGUUGAAAAAAAUUCAUCAAGAACCACGAGUUGAUCAUUUGGUUGUCAGUUGAACAUUGA
Messenger RNA from Alnus glutinosa, 1126 nucleotides. RefSeq lists its product as uncharacterized. Lineage: Eukaryota; Viridiplantae; Streptophyta; Magnoliopsida; Fagales; Betulaceae. Bases 188 to 859 code for a protein of 223 amino acids. The record is from RefSeq and is a predicted model, not a curated record. The transcript has 2 exons.